Messenger RNA from Penicillium expansum, 1710 nucleotides. Its product is annotated as ankyrin repeat domain-containing protein. NCBI's taxonomy places the organism in Eukaryota, Fungi, Ascomycota, Eurotiomycetes, Eurotiales, Aspergillaceae. The coding region runs from base 1 to 1710 and encodes 569 amino acids. The record is from RefSeq and is a predicted model, not a curated record. Gene Ontology annotation, molecular function: protein binding. The transcript has 5 exons.
AUGGCCGAAGUCAUCGGGGUAGUUUCAGGCGCGAUAAAAUUUGCGACAGUGAUUGUUCAAAUCGGCAAGACAGUCAUUACACUGAAAGAAUGCUACGACGAUUUACGUGACGCGCCUGAUGAUCUACGAAAGCUAGUGCAACAAAUCGAAAUAUUUGGUAAAAUACUGGUGAAUGUGGAGAGUGACUUGUCACGAAAUCCGAAUCUCGCCUUGGAGAGCAGUGAAGCUGCGCUGCAAAGCUUAGCCUACUGCAAAGAAGCUGCGAAUGAGUUAGAUAAGGUCUGCAACAACAUCGUUCGGGAUGUGAAAUUUCCGAGCCGUUUGCGACGGUCUUUCAAGUCCGCCAGGGUUGUUUUACAAAAAGGGAGAAUCGAGAAGCAUAUGGAUCAUUUGAGAAAUGUCCUACAGCUGCUUAUGUGGUCUGAGCAAUGCUACCACCGGGCCCUUACUCAAGCCCAUAUUGAAGCACGCUCUCAGUUGAUCAUUGAGACCAUGGUGAAACUCAAUACAGCCAGUUCGUCGUCAAGUAGCUCUAGGAUUACAACAACUCUCGAAGAGGCAGAGUCCCCUCCCAGCCAUAUCAAAUCUGCUGUGAUAUCACAAAACCAAAGAUUAAAAUGCGAUCAAAACAAUAGCUCGUACAAAUUUGUGACGGAUGGAAAUAUCAAAGGGCUCCAGGAUCUAUUUGCCUCCCGGCAAGCAUCACCUUUUGACCGACUCGAAAGCCCAGAUGGGAGAUCCCUUAUUCAUUUGGUCGGCCGCAGAAAUAGGACUGAGAUGGUAUCAUUCCUCUUGGACCAAGGAGUAGAUUUGAACUCGUUAGACGAGCCACCACUUCUCAGCGGUACAUACUACUCAGAAGGUACACCAGAUUUGGAGUCGUUGAUUCCAUCUAUGCGUCUCAUCCUUCGUCAUAAAGAUGUGAGCUAUGAGUGCACCCACGGAUGGGUGGUUAAUGUUCUGGGCAAUUUUCAAGGAACAUUAGAAGAGUUUGCCUUCUUACAACGGCAAAUUUGCCCUUCUUUCUACGAUCUGCCAAAACAGACUCGUCUCCGUGUGGCUCGUUCCGUAGCGGGGAGCUUACCGGUGCACUGGAACGGUAUCGAUUUCACACCAGAUAUUGUCCGAAUGGUCUUAAAAAUAGAUGUCUUAGAUUCCGAUGAUAUCGCAUGUUGCUCAGACAAGACUCCAACGCUGAUUCAUUCUGCAGCGAAGCAUAUCGGGGCUAUUCGAUGGCUCAUUCAAAGAUUGGGUGGUUCCAACAAACAUCAAUCAAGGAUCGACACUUGGAUUGAACUCUGUCGUGAAUUUCUGAGGGUCACAAAUGACAUUCAUACCCUAGUCCAAAAAAGAACCCCAUUUAUAUCGUUUGUCGUGGGAUACCUCAGAUAUUGGACUUGGAACCCACCUAAUCCAUAUAGCGUUCAAAUGUGGUUGGAACAAUUGGAAACUGUGUCUGUUGAUCUAAACGAAUAUGGCAGGACAGAGGAGUCUAUUUGGAAAAGUGGGACAAUCCAGCGCGAGUUCGGGUCGUGGAAUGGUCAUCUAAAAGAGAUCCAAUCACUAAGAGUGAUUGGAUUUGCCUAUGGCCCCUCCCCUGAAGAUUGGCGUCUAUGGCUAUCUGAGCCAAGUGACUCUUAUGUGGGGGACUUCUGGAGGAUGGUUGCGCGGCCAGUGGAAGUGAUGCCAGGUGCCUGGCCGCAAGAAUGA